AUGCCCAAUGUGCCUAGCAUUAUGCCCCAUGAUAGUUUCCUGGCGUUGGACAGGUACUUCAACGCCUCCAACCGAAGAGCCAUACCCUGGAAUAACCCUGACCGCCUCAUCUUAGUCCGCCCAGUGUUGGACUACAUUCGUGAACGGUCCCAUUUUCUCGUAGUUCCUUCCAAGAACCUUUCUUUGGAUGAGGGGAUGAUGCCAUACAAAGGGCGUCUAAGUAUAAAAGUGUACAACACCAAGAAGCCAAAGAAAUAUGGUGUGAAGUUAUUUUUUAUUACGGAAUCCAACACUGAAUACGUCGUGGACUUCUCUGUGUAUUCCGGGGUCUUCUCCACGCUCCGUGACACUGUCUUCGGUCUUGUGGAUCGUUUCCGUAACCAGGGAUACCACAUGUUUAUGGAUAAUUAUUAUAACUCGUGGUACCCUUCGGUUGGUGCGUGGGGCCCCGAAUGUCCUCAAGAGGUUCGCUAG
Molecule: messenger RNA, 474 nt
Organism: Macrobrachium nipponense
Lineage: Eukaryota; Metazoa; Arthropoda; Malacostraca; Decapoda; Palaemonidae
Product: piggyBac transposable element-derived protein 4-like
Exons: 2
Coding region: 1-474 (157 amino acids)
Source: RefSeq, a predicted model, not a curated record